This is a messenger RNA of Ctenocephalides felis (cat flea), 1564 nucleotides long. Its product is annotated as F-actin-capping protein subunit alpha-like. Gene Ontology annotation, molecular function: actin filament binding. NCBI's taxonomy places the organism in Eukaryota, Metazoa, Arthropoda, Insecta, Siphonaptera, Pulicidae. Gene Ontology annotation, biological process: actin cytoskeleton organization; barbed-end actin filament capping. Gene Ontology annotation, cellular component: F-actin capping protein complex; actin cortical patch. The record is from RefSeq and is a predicted model, not a curated record. The transcript is spliced from 4 exons. The coding region runs from base 344 to 1213 and encodes 289 amino acids.
UCAAUUUUGAUAAUACUAUACUUUUCAUGUUUUAUUUUGUUAAAAUAAUAUACCCUAAUAAAUCUAAAUAUGUUAAAAAUGUAAUGAAAUUUUGUUACAUCAUAUUUUGCAGCAUAUUUCGGGUUGGCGACUGCUGAUAUAUAUUUUAACUCAUAAUUUGUGAGAAAAGAUAAGUCAGAUUUCGUUAUCUUAUUUAUUUUCAUAUUACAUUAUAAAUAAAUACAAGCCAUUGAAACCAUAAUUGUAUAUCUUAUCAUUAACGUAGUCAACAUAUUCACAUAUGAAUCAUCGAUGAGCCGUCUCUCCAAUCGCUUCAGUUCUCUUUAAACCCAACCUAUUAACAAUGGCGGCGGAUGGUGACGAAUUAAUAAGUGACCAAGAAAAAGUUAGGAUAGUAUCAGAUUUUAUACUCCACGCUCCACCUGGAGAGUUUAAUGAAGUUUUUAACGACGUUAGGGAAUUAUUGAAUAAUGAUAAUCUACUCAAAGAGGGUGCCUCUGGGGCCUUUGCUCAGUACAAUAAGGAUCAGAUGACACCCGUCCGAAUUGACAACUCAGACCAUCAGGUGUUAAUAACAGAAUAUAAUGAUCUUGGUAAUGGUCGAUUUUAUGAUGCCCGUUCCAAACAAUCUUUCAAGUAUGAUCAUCUUCGAAAAGAAGCAUCUGAUUUGCAAAAUCAUGAACCAGAAUCAUCAUGUGAAGCUCUUCGUUCAGCUUUGGAUCUUGAGGUGACAGCAUAUUGUGCAAGCCACUAUAAACAUGGUGUUAGUUCUGUGUUUGGCAAAGUUAGUCAAGGAGUUACUGCAAUAACUGCUUGCAUGGAAGAUCAUCAAUUUCAACCCAAUAACUAUUGGAACGGCCGAUGGAGAUCUCAGUGGAUUUUAAAUAUUAAUCCUUCAGGUGGUAGUGCCGAACUACGAGGAAUACUUAAGGUGCAAGUUCAUUAUUAUGAAGAUGGAAAUGUUCAGUUAGUGAGCUCUAAAGAAAUAAAAGAAGCAGUUGUAAUAUCUUCUGAUACUAAUACUGCACGUGAAGUGAUUAGAAUUAUUGAAGAGUCUGAGCAUUGCUAUCAGAAAGCAAUUUCUGAAAAUUAUCAAACUAUGUCUGACACAACAUUCAAAGCCUUGCGAAGACAACUUCCAGUGACAAGAACAAAAAUUGAUUGGAAUAAAAUGAUUUCUUACAGUAUUGGAAAAGAAUUAAGAAGCCAAUGAUAUCCAGAUAUUGUUAAAUACCCAAAUGUAAUCUGAGGUGCUUUUUUGCAUUUUAUUUUUUAAUUGUAGCACUUCUUACUAAAAAAAACAAUUAUGGUAACAAACUGCACAAUUUAUUGCAUUAAAAUUAAAUUGAUACAUUCAAUCCAAAAUGAUGUGUUCAAUUAAAAGAUUAGAUACUUGAUGGAGACUUUCAAAUGACAAAUUUUUGAAAUUAGUUUUAUUACAGAUAUUUAUAAAAAAAUCACUUUAUUACCUGUUAGAUAAUGUUUAAAGUAGAUUGUGAAAGUGUCUAAUGUUGCUAUAAAAUUAAAAUGUACUAUAAUAAUUUCUAAUAUUUAAAUCAUAGAC